AUGUUGCAGCUCAUAUGGACGUACAGCCUUUGUUGUUUGGGCUGCAUAUUUGCAACAGCCAAACUGGAUAUUUCCACAGAGGAAGUUGACUGGGGUUGGUUUCCUACACUUAGACAUUCAGAUAAGCGCUCACAAAAUGAUGAUAUUUCACGGUUGUUGCAAAUGCUUGUGGAGAAGCCUGGAGACCGAGCGUUCUUGCCAAGAAAGAAGCGUAGUGUUCUUCUCUCUAGUGGAGUAUUGCAAUGCAGUCAAGAAACAGUACAGCAAGUCAUCCGCAAUCAUCUCAAAUACUACCAGCUCAGAGUUUGUCAGGAAACUGUGUGGGAAGCCUUUAAAAUCUUCUGGGACCGCAUCCCUAACCAGAUAGAGUACCAGAGCUGGUUGAGUCAAUGCCAGGCCGGAACAGUCACCAUACAUGACGUUGGCUCCUCUUUCAGCAAAUCAGAGGAACACCUACAACUUGUCCUCAAAAUACUUUCUCAGACCAGAUUGAAAAGUGAAACACCUUCAACGUCAUUAUGCAGUCCUGAGGAUUCUUCCCAAAAUCAAAAUAAUCCACCAGCAGGUGAUGGGUUUCCAGCAGAGGCCACUGACGUGGUGACUGUACCUGUUCCAGAUGAGGUCGUCUCUCAGAGGGUGAUGGAAGUUACAGUAGAACCAUCACCUGUUGUCAUGACGACUGAACCGGAAACUGAGAUUACUAAUGAGGUUGAAGAGCCUGCUGCUUUACCUGCACGUCCUCUUAUUGAACAGAAGGUAGAGCUGACGUUAUUACUGAUGGGAGAGCCGUGGAGCGAAUAUCUGUCUGACCCCACCAGCAGUGAGCGCCUCACUCUCACCCAGCAGUUCAGAGAAAAGAUUUCUACUGCUUUGAAAAAUCUUACCGAAUUCAAGAGUGUAUCAGUACUGGAUGUCAGGCCACAGAUGGAUCCCUCAAGUGGUGAAAAAGCAUUGCUGGUGGAAUAUAUUGUGUUCCUUCAGACAAGCAGUGAAGAGAUCAGCAGUGAGACACUUGAUUUUAUUAAUCUCCAGUCAAACAUGGUAGAGGGAACCUACAAUGACUCCCUUAAACCCUCCAUUACUGAAGACUUGAAUGCGGAAGCCGCUCCAGGGGAAACUCUUGAAGCAACAGAACCUCCAGACUCUGACCUCACGGAGGAAAUUCAAAGUGUAGAAAACACACCAGCUCUGCCUGGUGAGGAGGACAAGGAGGUCUUCACCAUUAAUCCAACGAUAGGAUUACAACAGGAAGAUUUGCAAGAACAUGAUGUUAUAAAACUAGAUGAGAACACACCAUCUCUCACUGAUGAUCCAAACAGCAAUUUCCCGGAGGAUAUUGAAGACAAGGGCUUGGUUUCCUUGUCUACCUCCAGUACAACUCUUGCUGUGGAUGGUGAAGCUGUUGGUCAAGACAGUGACAUCGCAACUGAUAACUUUGAUCCUGCCUCUGGAUCUGCUGCCACAAUGGUCCCAGCUGAAGAGACUGAAGCUGAUGUAGAGGUUUUGACUGAUGUAGACACACCCCUUUUAGAGGACUAUGAAUUCUCCACCAUCAACACAGCUACAGAGGUGAUUGAGGACCACGUUUCACCUGUGGAAAUAGAUGGACUGAUUACUGUUGUAGAUGCUGAUACACCAAGAAUGCCAGUUAUGGAAGAGACAAAAACUUCCGUACCUGAGGUAGAUGAAGAUGAUAAGAAAGAAAUUGCUUCCACAGAAACACAAACGGAUGAAGAAUCUGAAGUUGUAAUGAUUACAGAAAACGUAUCAGGGGAUGUUGAAGAUAAUGGGGAAGUUGUUGAUUGUACCACAAUGGCAAACGAAGGAAUUGGUUUUGUACUAAAACCUACUCAAUCUUUAGUGGAAGGUCUAACAGAGGAUGAGAUCAUAUUGGUCACUUUACCAACCAUCCGACAACCAACAAGCCCAGUCCAACAAACUUCUCUUUCACCAGAGAAAGAAUCACCCUUCACUCUCAUCACCAUGAUGACCCCAGAGAAUGUUGAGUUAACUUCUACCAUUAAUUCAGAAGCCAUGAGUACAUCCUUGGAUUAUAAUGUGAUUUUUUAUGGGGCGGAAGAUGGUAGCGGCAUGCCCGGUAUCAACAAAGGUGACGAUGUUUCCAGCAUUGCCAUGCCAACGAACCCUGGGCGAGCUUUGAUGGUGUUCUUCAGUCUUCGUGUAACUAACAUGAUGUUCUCAGAAGAUCUGUUCAAUAAGAGGUCUCCAGAAUACAAAGCCUUGGAACAACGUUUUCUCGAACUGCUGGUGCCAUAUCUCCAAUCAAACCUAAGUAACUUUGAGAACCUGGAGAUCCUGAACUUCAGGAAUGGAAGCAUCGUGGUGAACAGCCGGAUGAAGUUUGCGAAACCUGUUCCUCGUGGAGUCACAACUGCUGUUUAUCUUAUUCUGGAGGACUUCUGCAACACAGCGUACAAGACCAUGAACCUCGCCAUCGACAAAUAUUCCCUGGAUGUGGAAUCAGGUGAUCAGGCAGACCCAUGCAAGUUCCAGGCAUGUAAUGAGUUUGCAGAAUGUACUGUGAACCGCUGGUCGGGUGAAGAAGAAUGUGUGUGUAAUGCUGGGUACUUCAGUGUCGAUGGACUUCCCUGCCAGAGCAUCUGUGAGCUUCAGCCUGACUUCUGCUUGAAUGAUGGGAAAUGUGACAUCAUUCCAGACCAAGGAGCUAUCUGCAGAUGUCGUGUGGGGGAGAACUGGUGGUACAGAGGGGAGCAUUGCGAAGAAUAUGUAUCUGAGCCACUCGUAGUCGGCAUUGCCAUCGCAUCGGUUGCUGGGUUUCUGCUGGUUGCAUCAGGAGUAAUCUUCUUCUUAGCGAGAACCCUGAGAGACCAGUAUGACAAAGAUGAGCUGGAGGACCCAAUACAAAGAGAGGAUAGUUUUCCGUUUUUAGACAGGGCCACUAAGUACAACCCUAUGUUCGAGAGUGAUCUGACGACAGGCUACAGUCAUUACUACCGGCGGUACCCCGACCCCCCGAUCCACAGCAGUGGCAGUGCUGAGGCCUCCACUGACUUCAGCAGUGAAGAAGUUCGCCACAUUUAUGAGAACAGUGAGCUCACCAAGGAGGAGAUUCAAGAUCGCAUCCGUAUCCUUGAACUCUACGCAAGAGAUCGUCAGUUUGCAGACUUCAUGCGGCAACAUCAACCAGCGAUAGAUAAUCAGAGAGAAAGUUCCUCUUCAUCGACAACACACGUCCAACUGAGCGCAACAAGCUGAAGAUCAAGAUUGUGGUCAUAGACAGCUCCUCUCUUUGUCGAAGUUAUUUGUGCCUUCUAAUCUGUGUUCUGGGUGCUGCGCUCUCAUCAAACCAUCAUUGACACAGAGACAAAGGCCUGCAAUGACACAGGGUUUGCCCACUUUCUGGAAGUUACUUGAAUCACUAUUACUGUUGUAAUUCUGUUAGUUUUACUGCUUUUAAAGUAUCAAUGCUUCUCUUACAAUUAAACCUGCCCUUCAAGGAGUGGGUCUUGCCAAAGUUCCUAUUUUGACAAGUUAGUUCACUCAGCAAUUCCCAUGGCAGCUAUUUUCUAGGCAGUGACAAAAAUAAUUUUAAGAUGAUUAUUUAUAUAUGUACACUUAGACCACACACUUAGACCACAAUUUUUAAUUUAAAUGAAUGCUAUAGAUUUAAUAUCUGUGAGAUUAAAUCUCAUUGUUUUUUGCAAGGUCCGCGACUGAUCACCAUUAAUGCAAAC
Triplophysa dalaica is the source of this 3716-nucleotide messenger RNA. RefSeq names its product interphotoreceptor matrix proteoglycan 2a (gene impg2a). Gene Ontology annotation, molecular function: heparin binding; hyaluronic acid binding. Gene Ontology annotation, biological process: visual perception. NCBI's taxonomy places the organism in Eukaryota, Metazoa, Chordata, Actinopteri, Cypriniformes, Nemacheilidae. The coding region runs from base 1 to 3237 and encodes 1078 amino acids. The record is from RefSeq and is a predicted model, not a curated record. The transcript has 20 exons.